Messenger RNA from Ordospora pajunii, 786 nucleotides. Its product is annotated as forkhead domain-containing protein. Gene Ontology annotation, biological process: regulation of transcription by RNA polymerase II. Bases 1 to 786 code for a protein of 261 amino acids. Gene Ontology annotation, molecular function: RNA polymerase II cis-regulatory region sequence-specific DNA binding; DNA-binding transcription factor activity, RNA polymerase II-specific. The transcript has a single exon. NCBI's taxonomy places the organism in Eukaryota, Fungi, Microsporidia, Ordosporidae. Gene Ontology annotation, cellular component: nucleus. The record is from RefSeq and is a predicted model, not a curated record.
AUGAUCCUGGAGUGUGUAGAGGAUGGUUUCGGUCGAGAUGCGAUGGGUGGCAUAGAAUGUGUGAUGGAUGGAUGUGGUGAAUGCAAAGGAACAGAGGCGCCUGAGUUUCCAUGCUUGAUGGAUGUAUAUGAUGAUGAUGAGAUAUGCAGGGUUUAUAUGCGGUGCAUUGAGAAUAGUAAAAGACCGAUUAGUCCAGAAAUGUGUAUUGAUCCAAGGCACUUUUAUGAAAGGAAGAGCGAAGUGUGUGCGAGCAAAGACGACAUAUGCAAUGAGCAGGAGGAGGUGAGUGAUGUAAAGAUGGAUGUAAGAUCAAAGCCAUCGUUUUCGUAUGCACAGAUAAUAACACAGGCAAUAGUGACCAGUGAGAAUGGUAAGCUUACACUGAACGAGAUAUAUCAAUGGAUUGAGAAUUCGUUUGAGUAUUACAGGUAUGCAAAUCCUGUAUGGAAAAACUCAAUUAGACACAACUUGUCAUUGAACAAAUGCUUCAAGAAGGUUCCUAGAGACCCUGGUGCACGAGGAAAGGGGGGUAGAUGGACGCUUGAUCAUGAGGUUCUCACAAACGAAGAUGCAUUCAAGAAGAAAAAGGCGCCUAGAUGUGAUGGCACAAUUGAUGAAUCGGCUCAGGCACAAUCCAAACAAUGCAUCGAGCCGGAAUAUGGCCUUUCAGACGAGCAGGAUGAUGAAGCAAAUCGUGCUUUUGGAAUAAUGACGCCUGAGAACUUGAUGAGGCAGAUGAGUAAGUUGAUUGUGCCCAGCAUUGGCUCAGGCAGUAGUGUAAAAUAA